This is a messenger RNA of Clonostachys byssicola, 1887 nucleotides long. The record is from the annotation of a GenBank genome assembly. NCBI's taxonomy places the organism in Eukaryota, Fungi, Ascomycota, Sordariomycetes, Hypocreales, Bionectriaceae.
AUGGCCACCACGAGUAGUAAACCGGAGUCGGUGCCGAAGCGCCCGAACAUUCUCUUCAUUCUUGCAGAUGACCUGGGGUUUUCAGAUAUUGGAUGCUAUGGCUCAGAGAUUCAAACACCCAACAUCGACCGAAUGGCAAGUGAGGGCAUUCGCAUGCUCAAUCACCACGCCGCUGCCGCUUGCUCCCCCACUCGCGCCAUGCUCCUCAGCGGCACCGACGCUCAUCUAGGGGGCUUAGGGGUCCUUAUCGAGUAUAAAAACAACGAGAAGGGUGCAAAAAGAUGGUCGGGCAAGGCUGGAUACGAGGGGUAUCUGAACGAUGAAGUGGCUGCUAUCCCGGAGAUCCUCCAAGACAAUGGGUAUUUUACUCUCAUGUCUGGAAAGUGGCAUCUUGGCAUGCGAGCUUCCCAGGGGCCGUGGAAUCGCGGCUUCGAGAAGGCGUUUGCCAUGCUGCCGGGCUGCAGCAACCACUAUGGCUGGGAACCAGUACAGGAGAGAUUUCCCGUUGGGGGCCGACCUAUACACGCUGAGAAGGGGUUGAAAGUUGACAUCCCGCCGAAUAAGACAGAGGAUCCCGAGGGGUUCUAUUCGACCGAUUUCUAUACGAACCGGCUCCUCGAAUAUUUCCAAGGCCGAACAGAAGAAGACAAGGAAAAGCCAUUCUUCGCCUUUUUACCGUAUACUGCCCCCCACUGGCCUUUGCAAUGCUCGAAGGAACAGCGUGACAAGUAUAAAGGAGUAUACGAUGAUGGCCCUCUGGCACUCCGGGAGCGUCGUCUACAAAAACUUGCCGAUCUUGGCAUCAUUGACAAAAGUGUUAUCCCACACAAGGUCGAGACAUCGACUGUGGGAGUUGGGGAGUGGGACGAGCUCAACCCAGAAGAAAAGAAGCUCUCGAGCCGAGCUAUGGAGGCUUAUGCUGGGAUGGUGGACUCCAUCGAUGUCAAUGUCGGUAAAGUGGUUGAGUAUUUGAAAAAGACUGGGGAGUACGAUAAUACGUUCAUCGUCUUUAUGAGCGAUAAUGGGGCCGAGGGAGCUGCUCUGGAAGCCAUUCCUGUAAUGGGAGAGAAUAUCAAGCAGGCCAUUCAUCAAUACUAUGAUAACUCGCUUGAGAACAUCGGGUCGUGGAAUUCUUACACUUGGCUCGGCCCCCUUUGGGCCCAAGCAUCAACUGCCCCGUCAAGAUUGUUCAAGUGCUAUCCAUCCCAAGGCGGCAUUCUAGUUCCCUGCGUUGUCAAACCCCCUGCCAACGCCUUCCUUCCGUCAUUCACCCAUGGCUCCUUCAAUAGAUCAUUCACGACAGUGAUGGAUUUCGCCCCAACCUUCCUCGAGAUGGCCGGUAUAAAGAUGCCCCCAGCCACAACAAAGAAAGCCCCUGCACCUCCACGAAAGGAAGCCGCCACACGGCAGAUGACUACGUUCCGUGGCCGAGACGUCCACAAAAUCCGAGGCAAGUCUUGGCUUCCAUACUUUGCACGGGGCCAGAAGGUCGAGGAGGAUGAGAUGUGGACGGUUUACUCAUCGAAGGAGCCAGUGGGCUGGGAACUGUUCGCUCGAGGGGCGCUACGCAAGGGUGAUUGGAAGAUCGUCCACUUUCCCAAGGAUCAUGGCGGCGCGGGUGUUGGUGAUGAAGGGUGGGAACUAUUCAAUGUGGUAGCAGAUCCCGGCGAGACCAAGGAUCUAGCCGAGUCGGAGCCGGAGAAGCUUAAGGAGCUGCUGGCUCACUGGGACGAAUACGUGGUAGAAUGUGGGAUUGUCUGGGGAGAUACAGCUGCAGCUCCGGGUCUGACAAUGGACGAGGCCCCGCAGUUAUGGGAAGAUGAGCUCGACUUGCAAAAGGCGUGGAUGGGUGCCAAAGGGGGAGAGUGUCCCGCAUCUUGUAGGUAG